ACUCGCUAUUAUACUCAACAUUUGGUAUUUUAAACCAACAAUUUCGAAUUUGAGGAAAUACGAAUGCAGGAAAGAUUAAAAAUAAAGGAAAUAUGGAAAAAUAUAUAAAAUUCGUUACAUAUUGGACCACAAGAAGACAAACACGUUGCUUUGAAAUCGCGAAAUAGACGUGCACCUUAUGAGCGCGCUGCGCGUUCUCGUCUGCGUGAACGAGCCUGCAUCGCUUGCAACAAUCCCCCUAAAUUCCCUCCCAGUUGGUCUCAACAUCAGCAAGGAUAGGAGCACAAUACCACAAGAUGUCAGGGAUGAACCAGGUUGUCGCGACCUGCUGGACCUGCCUUCUGCUCUCUGCCUUCCUGUGUGACCCUGCGUUGUGUAAGGGAGGUCGUGGGGGGUCCCGGGGCUCCUCUCGUGGAUCUCCCUCCCGCAGCUCCACAGCUGGAACCUACCGAGGAGGAGGUGCCUACGGGGGGACUCGCUCCCGGUUCAGGGCAGCAGGGCGGACCUCCCCGGUGAGGGUGGCGAGUGCUGCAGCGGCCGGGGCAGCGGUGGCUUUAACGGCAGAGAAAUGGUACGCGUCCGCCUACCGACGCAGCAACGCCGACAGCUCCGAUGAGGAGCUGGAUUACUUCAACAGGACCAAUUACUUUGAUGCACUGUUCUCCAGCUCGAGCCAACACGGGUCUGCUCUGUUUCGUGUGGUUUCGAUCAUCAUUGCAACGUUUUCUACAACACAUGGCCUCGUACUGGACUUUAUACUAUAAUGUUGCAUUUUAGGAUUAUUUCAGCCUAAAGGAAGGAAUCUGAGAAAUGACAAGUCAGUGGAACAACAAGAGACAGAACAUCACUGUACUGUAUGUAUAAAUGUGCAUUACUAAUAUUCACUCACGUUUCACUAAAUGAAGGGUGCACUUUUAUCUACAGACUUUGUCCUAUCCAACAUAUCAAAAAUAAAUAGCUACACAUUAAAGGUGUGGAACACUGAAAAACCAUUUUUAAUGAUUAUAAUCAGUCACUGAGUUUUCAUGCAGGCUGAAUAUGAAAACAGUCUCCUACAAUAGCUUGAUAGAAAAUAGAGAGUGAAACUCUGGGAUUACAAAAUCCUCACAGAUCUACAUCACACUGUCACCCAACAUAUAUGGACCCACCAAUCUUGACUCACAAGGAGGUUUAAGCUUGACGCAUGUACAUUUCACGUGGAAAUAGGGUUGUCACGGUAACCGGUGUAGCGAUAAACCCCGGUAAAAAAGUUGACAAUAAUAAUAACCGUCUUGUUUUUUACAACGUAUAUUAUCUCGGUGGGUUUACCGUGGCUGCGGUGUAGGCGCGGUGACCCUUUCCAGCCACCUUAACAUCUACUGAAGUUGCCGGCAGCACAUGCGCACUUUGUUGUUUACAGCCAAAACUUUCUUGAAGCUAAAGCUGAAAUAAUGGCCAAAGGAAGAGACGGCAGGACGCGUCAAGCGUAAACCAACCUUUGGCAUCCAGGAAAGAGCAGAGAACAUCUCUGCUGGUAGAAGCUUACGGUUAGCAUUAGCAACUCCUACAGGCUUGUGUAAUUUGUGGAGAUAAAACAUCACAGUUGCAGAGGAAACUGAGCCAGUGGUAGAGUUGCUUUGCUGUUAGCCAAUCAGAGGAGAGAUGUCCAAACAUCAGGAAAGAAGACUCCAAAUCCUGCCCUACUGUGCCACUUUCUGCUGCAGCAGACUUGUCAGUGUUGAUCCAGGUGCUUCUGGGCUUUCUUUGCCCCGAGUAAGGCCCGCAAGGCAUUCAUUCCUACCAGAGACCACUGCACAUGUAUUGAUUCAACAAUUUAAAAAAGCUCUAGAGCCUGUUUAGUUUCACUUCACUUCUACUGCCAAACUCACCUCUUAUUUUAUUUUAGAAGCUAAGUGAGCUCUGAUGAAACUCUGCACCAAUCUUAGCAGAUUUUCAUUGUAACUAAGCCUCAUCCUAAUGAGUGAAACCAUGUUGGAACCAUUAAAGCUGCUGUUUUGUGUUUUUUAGCUUUCAGAGAAGGAUGUGAGUCUACAACCUCAGUCAGUUUUAUUUUUGCUAUUUUUCAGCUAAAUGUUUUUUUUCCACCUGAGUUUUUUAAAUCACAUUCUUAAAAUCUUUUUCUCAGUUACUUUUGGUUUUAAAGACUAUCAGUAAUUCUCACAAUCAUCUAUUUCUUACCUUUUUCCAGCACAUGGGAAUUCUAACCUGCGUUUUUUCUGAUGUGUUCAUCAUUUCCCAGGACCCCUCUCAGGAGCAACAGACUGUUCCACAGCUAUAAACGCACUUGAUUAUAAUCUGCAACACUUUGUAGUUUGUAAUCAUUGUCUUCAUGCUAAUAAACACCCUGUUUACACUA
Molecule: messenger RNA, 2356 nt
Organism: Nothobranchius furzeri (turquoise killifish)
Lineage: Eukaryota; Metazoa; Chordata; Actinopteri; Cyprinodontiformes; Nothobranchiidae
Gene: sprn
Product: shadow of prion protein
Cellular component (GO): membrane
Source: RefSeq, a predicted model, not a curated record